This is a messenger RNA of Pungitius pungitius (ninespine stickleback), 597 nucleotides long. It is a transcript of the gene ufm1, whose product is annotated as ubiquitin-fold modifier 1. Gene Ontology annotation, biological process: protein K69-linked ufmylation. The transcript is spliced from 6 exons. The coding region runs from base 92 to 355 and encodes 87 amino acids. NCBI's taxonomy places the organism in Eukaryota, Metazoa, Chordata, Actinopteri, Perciformes, Gasterosteidae. The record is from RefSeq and is a predicted model, not a curated record. Gene Ontology annotation, cellular component: nucleus; cytoplasm.
AUCAAACUAAAUAGAUGACGUGGGCGCAAGGGUCCUUCUGACUUCCGGGUGUGUACAAACAGAGAGAAGACGGAGUCGCCUCGUCCCAAAAAUGUCUAAAGUAACGUUUAAAAUCACCCUGACGUCGGACCCCCGGCUUCCAUACAAAGUAUUAAGUGUCCCCGAAAGCACACCAUUCACCGCUGUUUUGAAGUUUGCUGCUGAGGAGUUCAAAGUGCCAUCAGCAACCAGUGCAAUAAUAACAAAUGAUGGAAUAGGAAUUAACCCGGCCCAGACAGCAGGCAAUGUUUUUCUUAAACAUGGCUCAGAGCUCCGCAUCAUUCCCAGAGAUAGAGUGGGAGGCCGAGGAGACUGAUGCUCCGGCUCCUGGUUGACGGCAAAGUGACUCACCCGGCAGGAUCGUAUAACACUCGAGACCCAGGAAACACCUCGGCGUGUGUCACGUUUAUCUUCUGGCCCACAACUGACGGUGACUCACAAGAGAGAAUAUGCAUAUUUCAAACUUGGAAGGUGAAAUGCACACGGAAUUGCAUGCAACCUGCUUCUUUAUUCAAUUAGUGUAAUUGAAUUAAAAAGAUUGGCGUGACAUCUAGAGUU